Molecule: messenger RNA, 1262 nt
Organism: Anopheles aquasalis
Lineage: Eukaryota; Metazoa; Arthropoda; Insecta; Diptera; Culicidae
Product: serine protease snake
Biological process (GO): proteolysis
Molecular function (GO): serine-type endopeptidase activity
Source: RefSeq, a predicted model, not a curated record
CUUUGAGUGAGAAAAAAUGCAACCGUUCUCGAACGGCAAUCGGAGAUCAUGUGGCCCGAUACGGUUCCGUAGUUUGUUCGUAGGCUAUUCUGGAAAUACCCAACAAGUCCCAGUGGUGACAGGGGAUCUGUUUGUGAAGCAGUAAACCAUCAGUGCAUAGCGUACUGCCAACGAGUUAAAACGUAGAAUAGCAGGCAAUCAAUGUUUGCCAUUCUUUCAUUUGAAUUACUUUACUAAAAGAGAAAAGUAAAUCAGGUGUUGAAGUUUUAAAAAUGAAGAUGCAAUACUUAAUUUCCUGCGCCUCGGUACUGUUGCUUUUGUGUGGUCUAAGUGAAGGACAACGUUUGGCAGAACAAAAAUGCAUCGAGUAUCGUCGAUCACCGGAACAGUGCCCCAUUACGCCGCAUACACUCGUCGGCAGUGUCGAUCAGCGGGAAUUCCCUCAUUACGUCGCUAUUGAAGAUCCCGCUGAAAACACAAAAUACGAAUUCCUCUGCGGUGGUGCCCUUAUCUCCGAGCAGUACGUCUUGACGACUGCCUCGUGCAUUACGGAGGAGCUCGUCAAUUCCGUUCGUCUCGGAGCAGUACACGACCUUCGGGAGACGAAUGGGGUGCGCAAGGAAAUUGAAUCAUUCGUGCGACAUCCAAAAUAUAGUAGGGCUCUUGCAUAUCACGAUAUUGCACUUAUUCGCUUGAAUGAACCAGUUCAGUUUUCGGACACAAUAAGGCCAAUCUGCCUCUCGGAAGGUCUCACCGGCCAGGGUGAGCUUAUUCUUCACGGAUUCGGCAGAGAGAGCUAUUUGGACGAUUUAUCUCCGCAGAUGACCAAGCGAGUACAGCCCCCUCUGAUGGCUCGAUCUGAUUGUGAUGAUGUACUGUUGCUGCAUGCCACUCGUCGGCUAAGGAAUGGUUUGGCAAAAGAACAAUUUUGUAUCGAUUCCAGCAAUGAAGCAGCUUGUGCAACAUCCGUCGCGGAUCUUUUGGUAAAGAAGGACGAUCACAAUGACGGUUGCAACUACUUUUUGGAAGGAAUUGGAUCGGCAGGGUAUCCUUGUGGAGCGGAGAACUCCGUAGGCGUCUACACGAACGUGACCCAGUACCUGGAUUGGAUUGAGACAAUCGUUUGGAGUGGGGCAUAAUUCUCAGCACAAAUUAUAGCGGUUUUAUGUUAGUGACCAGUUUGAACAAACCAAUAACUGUCAAGGAUACUAAUUGUGAUUACAGUUAAGUAAUAAAAGAAAUUGCUAAUUUUUUAUUUGAAA